Messenger RNA from Gregarina niphandrodes, 1358 nucleotides. RefSeq lists its product as hypothetical. The annotation marks the transcript as partial. NCBI's taxonomy places the organism in Eukaryota, Apicomplexa, Conoidasida, Eugregarinorida, Gregarinidae. The record is from RefSeq and is a predicted model, not a curated record. The transcript is spliced from 2 exons.
ACCCGUCGCGCCCAGAUUGGUCGCCGUCGCCCCCGGAACAGCAAAGUCGUCGGGCGCGAGCGAGGUGCCCAACUUCCGCGCCAGCGCCGGUAGCACCACGGGCGGGUCGCUCUGUCCGACCAGCGCCUGCUGCUGCAACUCGCCCUGUUGCGCGAGCGAGGCCGCGGCCUGCGUAACGUGCAGCCCGAUGGUGUGGGCAGUCUCCACAGCCACACGUCCAGCCGCAGCCACGUCGCCGGCAAAGAGCGCCUGUCGCAAUCCCGCCACGGUCUGGCUGACCUGUCCAAGCGCGUCCAGGUGUCCAACGAGCGAGGCGGCGCUGCCGAACGCCGGACGCAGCCGCACGAGCGCCCGUAACAACGCCACCGGCGCCAAGUUGCGUCGCGGGGCCGCGAGCCUCGGUUCCAGCACACUCAGACGCGCCUCGCGCACCGCGCCCGCCAGCGCGAGCGACCGCAGCAGGAAACGCCUUUUCGGGUCGCGCAAGAGCUGCGCACGCGGCCGUUCGGGUUGGAAGGGUGCGAAGGAAAAGACGACGCUCGGCAGGCGCAGAAACCGUACACUGGCGGGCGUCAGCGCUAGCGCCAGCGCCUCCGCUGGGAGCCCCGGCGCGGGCGGCUCGGCAGGAGCGGAGCAGGACCCGUCGGUACAGAACGCGAGUGCUUCCAGCGCACAACAGACCACGUCCACCAGCGCAAAGUCCGCAUACACCGCCAGGUCGCCCAUGCCGAAGACCAACGUCUGUGUUAUUCGGAGUGGCGCGCGUGCGGCGGGUGCGAAAAGAAGUAAGGGACCGAGUGCUAGAUCGAAUAGAGCAAAGCCUUCACGGCCGACGAACGUCAGACACAUACUGUUCAAAUCCAGCGUCAGUCCCUCCGGCGCCGUGCCGCGGCUAAACAGACAAGCGGCGCUCAGACUGCGCACACCCAAUCGACACUCCCAGGCUGCCGGUGUUCCGAUCGCAGACCAGACCAGAGCCACACGUUCCCGCUGCGGCUUCAGUAGCAACUCCUCGCCCACCGUCGGCGCACUCUCUACGGAAACCGUGCUGCAGUCGCACGACGCACCGGUGACUAGACUUGUCCAGCAGAUGGCGCUCGCCAACGCUCGCGCGCCUAGACAAUCUUCCGCCAGCGCGCGAUGCCGCAACUCCAACUCGCGGCCUCCAUCCACAGCAAAGACGCGCCAACUGUCGUCUGCACGCACCUCCGCCCCACCGCAACGUACACUCUCGCCCAACACCGUAGGCAACAACGGCAAGCAUCCACCCGCACUCAAUACCACCGGGCGCUCCCCCAGCGUGACCACCUGUCCCGUCGCCACCUGUUCUUUCGCCGCUGGUGAAUUCAAUGGUGGAU